Anopheles coustani is the source of this 1557-nucleotide messenger RNA. RefSeq names its product fatty acyl-CoA reductase wat-like. Lineage: Eukaryota; Metazoa; Arthropoda; Insecta; Diptera; Culicidae. Bases 1 to 1557 code for a protein of 518 amino acids. Gene Ontology annotation, cellular component: peroxisome. Gene Ontology annotation, molecular function: alcohol-forming very long-chain fatty acyl-CoA reductase (NADP+) activity. Gene Ontology annotation, biological process: long-chain fatty-acyl-CoA metabolic process. The transcript is spliced from 3 exons. The record is from RefSeq and is a predicted model, not a curated record.
AUGGCAAGUUUGGAGGAGUUCCGGGCGUACCGUUCGCCGCUGAAAGAUUUCUACACGGGAAAGUCGGUCCUGCUCACUGGCGGCAGUGGUUUUCUUGGGAAGCUGUUGAUCGAGAAGCUGGUCAAGUGUGAUGUGGCCGAGAUUCUGUUGAUUCUACGGCAUAAGAAAGGCGUCAGUCCGGCCGACCGACUCGAGCAGUUGCUCGACAAGGAGCCGGUGUUUGUGAACUACGCGAAAAAUCCGCAGUUGUACCUGGCGAAAAUUCGUGUCAUCGAAGGCGACAUCAGUGAGAUCGGUAUAGGUAUGGCCAACGAUGACCUCGCUUACGUGUACGAGCACACCAACAUCAUCGUGCAUGCCGCGGCCGACGUGCGGUUCGACGAGUCGCUGAAGGAAUCGGUGCAGACGAAUGUUCGUGGCACGCAGGAAAUGCUGAUGAUCGCCGAAAAGUGCCGCAAGCUGGAGAUUUUCACCUACAUCUCGACGGCUUUCUCACACUGCGUUUUGAAGCAGAUCGAUGAGACGUUCUAUGAACCUCCGAUCGAUCCGUCGUUGCUGAUCAAGGUCUCGGAGAAGGCAACUGAUGCUGACGACUUCGAGAUGCUGUCGAAAAAGAUCAUCGAACCGUGGCCUAACACGUACGCGUUUACAAAGUCCCUCUCCGAGGAGAUCGUGCGUCGCUACCAGGAAAAGCUACCGAUCGCUAUCAUAAGACCAUCUAUUAUUACCACAACCAAGGAGGAUCCUAUCGCCGGAUGGACGGAUAACUUGUACGGCUUCAAUGGGGUCGUGUGCGGUGCGGCUACCGGAGUGCUUCGGAUAUUCCACAUUCACAUGGACUACAAAGCGAGUAUCGUGCCAGCGGACACGGUGAUCAACUCGACGCUGGCGAUCACCUGGUACGCGGCGACCCAUCCCGGCCAGGAGCACGUGUUCAACUGCACCACCGACGACAAUCCAGUCAGCUGGCGCGAGACGCAAAGCCAACUGGAGCAAUGGAAGGAUCGGAUCGCGUUUGAUAAGUCCCUCUGGAUCACGACCUACAACACCACCCGCUACAAGCUAGUGGCGGACGUGCUGGCCAUCUUCUACCACCUCCUGCCGGCGCUCCUGUUCGACGCCGUACUGAAGCUGCGAGGCCAGCGGCCCCGCGUCUUGAAGCUCUACCAGAAGGUGCACCGGUUCUCGGCCGUUCUGCGCUUCUUCACCAACAACGAGUGGCGCUUCCGGAAUGGGCGUAUGCGCGCCGUGCUGGAUGCGCUGGCAGCCGACGACCAGCGGUUCUUCCCGUGCGAUCCGAAGGCGAUCGUGUGGAACGACUUCCUCGAUGACCAGAUCAAGGGCUUGCGGCUGUACUUGAUGCGCGAUCCCUGGAGUACGCUCGAGUGGACGAUGCCCCGACACCGGCGACGUACCCUGGCACAUCGCUGUCUGCUCGUUUUGCUAUACGGAGUGCUUUUUUGUCUGAUAGUGAAGAUACUGCACUUUUAUGGGUUAUUGAAUUUCGAGGGUUUGCACGAAAUUUCUGUAGAUGAAGUAGAAACGCAGGCAGCCUGA